Messenger RNA from Bombina bombina (fire-bellied toad), 5465 nucleotides. It is a transcript of the gene ATF7IP, whose product is annotated as activating transcription factor 7 interacting protein. Bases 35 to 3904 code for a protein of 1289 amino acids. Gene Ontology annotation, biological process: regulation of DNA-templated transcription. Gene Ontology annotation, cellular component: nucleus; transcription regulator complex. Lineage: Eukaryota; Metazoa; Chordata; Amphibia; Anura; Bombinatoridae. Gene Ontology annotation, molecular function: transcription coregulator activity; protein binding. The record is from RefSeq and is a predicted model, not a curated record. The transcript has 16 exons.
CGGAGUAGGCGGGGCUAACCAUGCCUGGGUUUGAAUGUCGGAGAGUGAGGCGCUGAGAAAGCAGGAGAGCGGCCAGCAGCGGAACAACGGCUCCCCUUGUCAUUGUCACCUUACCGCGGACGGCUCUGCCACGGCGCUUCUAGCUCACAGGGCGAAGAUGGAUAACACAGAAGAACCUCAAAAAAAAAUCUUCAAAGCCCGUAAAACAAUGAAAGCAAGUGACCGACAACAAUUGGAAGCAGUACACAAAGCAAAAGAAGACCUGCUGAAGCCCACAGAGCAAAAGUUGGUUAAUGGAAACCAUGAAAACGGGGAUUCAGAUAUGAUCGCAUCCUAUGAUACAGACCACAUGGCAGACCAAACAGAAAUUAAUGGUGUAAUUGAUGCCCCACUGGAUACUCGAGAACUUCCAGCUCUCAAGCUUUCUGACUUAAAGGAAAGUAUGAAAAACCAUGACCAAACAGACUUGAAUGAACCCCUUGAACUGCAGUUUUCUCAUAGUCCUGAGUGCCAGGAAAAGAAGGAUGAAGACAUUACUGAGGCUAAUGUACAGACAACCGGUGAUCAAGGGGAAGCACCUUGUGAUGACCUGAGCAGUACAAUUAUAGACUCUGUGGACCAAACCGAAUCCAAUGAAUGUCCCUCAGUGGAAAACAAACCUUGUGAUGCAGAAGUUUCUGAAGACAAAAGUGAACAAAAUGUUUUUGAGGAAAUGGAAAAUCACAUACUUCUAGAUGGCAUCCACGAACUGGAAGAAGAAACUCCUGAAGAAGAUAUGACAGAGGCAAAGCCAGUCGAGAAGAGUAUAGAUGUGUUAUCAGGGAAGCAAGAUGAACAGGAAGACAAAGCUUUGGAUGGCUUGGAAGAGACUCCAAAGGCAAAAGAGGAUGAUUCAGGGGUUGCACAUAGCGAAGAGAAGGUUUUAGAGGAAGAAUCACAAGAGGAGCCAGAAAAUAAUACAGCGGAAGAGCAAGAAGAUGCAUUGGAUGCACAUGAUGAUAAUGAAGAACAUGCUAUAAACGAGGACAAAACUAAUCUGGUCAAUGAAGAGCAAGCAGAAGAAGAGACAGACAUGGUAACUGAAGAUGAUGGUGCAGAUGACAAAAAUGAGGCAGAGAUGCAGACUGUGGAUAAGGAUGCUGGAGAAGAGACCAUUUCAAGCAGUAUGGAGAUUGACCAAAAUCCUGGAGCUGUAGAACAGAAAUCGUGGGAUUCUGAAGCCACCUCAGACAAACCAGCUUCAGAUCUUCAGGCCGGACCUGUUUUGGAAAGUGCUGACAGCAUGGAGACUGAUGAAAUUAUUCCCAUUCUAGAAAAGUUAGCCCCAGUGGAAGAUGAACCUUUGUGCUUACCUGAGGCUGAUUUGCAGUCAGAGCAUAGUGUAACUAAUGAUGAUAAAGACAAGACUGAAAGUACCUUAACUUCUCCAAGCAAGCAAGAGAACAGCGAUAACUUGCCGAGUGGAGCCUUCCUAGUAUUGUCUGAUGAAGACCCAUGUGAUGAGAGUGCUCUGUCAGCAGAGGAAAAGAAUGCCGACCCACAAGAUGCUAGUGAUGAAGUUCAAGAGGAGCCUGCAGAAAAGGAGGAAGCCCAGAAAGUGGAAGAGGCGGAAAAGCAGCCAGUUGAAAAAACUGAUAUUUUCCGCAGGAAGCGUUCCAAAUCAGAAGACCUGGACAGUGAAAGCUCGAAACGAAGGCGGUUUGAAGAGGAAGAUUAUGACGCAGAGUUACAAGUAAAGAUUACGGCAGGCGUUGAUCUCAACGUGAAACUGCAGAAGGUGAUCCACAAGAUGCUGGAGGAGAAACUUAAUGUUUUACAAUGUGCCAUCUUCGACAAAACUCUAGCAGACCUGAAGACUCGAGUGGAGAAGAUUGAAUGCAAAAAGCAUGAGAAUAUAUUAUGUGCCAUUCAGGCUAAGAUAUCUCGGUUAACAAAGCGAUUUGGAGCAGCCAAAGAUGACUUUAAAAAACGUCCAGAGCCGUCUGCAGCCAUCCAACCCCCAUCCCCAGGCAAAACUGCAAAUGAAGGGCCUGCUGGCAAUAACGCCUUGACCUACAGAAAUGCCAGCACUGUAAGACAGAUGUUAGAAACAAAGCGAAAUGUAUCAGAGAGCACAACCACAUCGGCCGCUUUGCCAACAUCCAGUGCUGGUCAGUCUCCAGCUCCUGCUGCUUCAAGCACGCCGUUACGCACUACUAACUCUACGCAGCUGUCUGUGAGUCAGUCACAAUCCAGUGCUGGUGUACAAGGAAGGACACAGCCUGACUGGAAACUAAUCCAGCAGAGAAUAAACGCAGCGAGUAUUGGAACGCCUCAGAAUCUUUUAAGCAGCCAGUCAAAACCUUCUCCACCUGUCCCCUCCACAUCAGUGAUGACGUCUGUGCUUCCUGCACCCAGCACUACAACAGUGGUUGGCAACACCCAGGUGUCUGGAAAUAACACUCAGCCCAUGUCUGUGUCUUUGCAAUCCUUGCCAGUCAUUUUGCAUGUCCCCGUAGCCAUGUCCUCACAGUCACAGAUACUGCAGGGCACCACAGGAACAUUAGUUACUAAUCAGCAGUCUGGCAACGUGGAAUUCAUCCCAGUACAAAACGCAGCAGCAAUCAGUAAUUUAAAUAAAGCUCCAUCAGUGACCAUUGCUCAAACUAAGCCCAUUGCUAGCCCCUCAAUGGUCAGCCCUGGCAUUCAGCGCAACUCCCCGGCAAACCCCAGCACACCUGUAGCAGUGCAAGCUAUCCCUACAACUCCUUCAGCAGUGCAACCAUCCAGAACCCCAUUAUCAGCCACCGGAGCUGCAUCCUCCUACAACCAAGUUGGUAACCGCAAUUCUGUACAGAUGAAACCACCACAGUCUGCAUUUAACAGUGCAUUGUCCUCUGAAUCUCCAGUUGCUUCCAGACCAGAACUGCAAACCAAUAGGACGCCAGCAGCAGAGAAUGUGACGAAUAAACGAACCGCGGAGAGCAGCACACCGGGUGGAAAAUCUGGAAGUGGAGUUAUUGAUCUUACACUGGAUGAAGAAGACCUGGAAAGCACCUCUCAGGAUUCAAGGAGGAUGAGCUCUUCGGGCACGUCGGGAAACGCUCAGUCAUCCCAGGCAAUGAGCCGCCCCUCACAGCCUCAACAAGCAAAUAUGCCACCUUCUGCAGCAAACGCAGCACCGUCACAAGCUACCAUCCAUGUGCUGCCCACAGCUCAAACAACGGUUAAUGUAAAUCAGAGGUCUGUUCCUCAGCCACCAGCAAGGGUUAUGUCUGCACCACGAGCACCAAACACUCAGCAAAUGGUUUACACAACUGCUCUCUCCACUACUCCAUCUCAAACACCUGGGCGGAACACAAUCAUGCAGAACCAGAAUCUGCGCCAAGUCAGCCCACAAACUGGAGGAAUGCCUGUCCGAAUGCCGCAAGCUGCUACAUACGUAGUAAAUAGCGGAAUGUCUGUAGGUUCAUCAGGGCCACAGCUGACUGUUCAUCACCGUCCUCAGGAACAAGGAAGACCAAUCCACCCAGCACCAUUACCUGAGGCUCCCCAACCUCCACGCCUUCCUCCUGAAGCAAGUAACACUUCUGCUCCUCAGAAACCCCACCUUAAGCUCGCCCGAGUACAAAGCCAGAACGGAAUUGUUCUCUCCUGGAGCGUAUUGGAAGUAGAUCGCACUUGUGCAGCAGUGGACAGCUACCACCUGUAUGCUUAUCACGAAGACCCAGCAGCCACAUCUUCAUCACAAUGGAAGAAAAUUGGAGAAGUGAAAGCAUUGCCACUACCUAUGGCCUGCACUCUUACACAGUUUGUAUCUGGCAGCAAAUACUACUUUGCAGUACGAGCUAAGGACAUCUAUGGUCGCUUUGGUCCAUUUUGUGACCCACAGUCUACAGACGUCAUUUCAACUCAGAACAGCUAGAAACAAACACAAAGGAACAGACUUUAUUUUUGUUUGAGUUUUAAACCUCAUGCAUGAAUUUGACAUAACACAAACUACUGGCUUCUUGUUCUGGGACCAUUGCAAAGCAUUUGCCCAGUAUGUAUGAGAUUCAGUUAAUGCCCUGCAAAAAUCUUCUUAACCACUCAAAGGAGUUUGGUUUGGUCUGGCUGCUGUGGAAUAUAACUGAAUCAGGCCAUUUUCUAUUAACUGCAAUGAUAAUGGAUAGUGCAAGGGUAGCUGUGCAUUCACCAACCGUCAGAUGCUAUCCUGGGAAGGAGACCUAAAACCUGAUUAUUGUAGGAUGACUUUGUACUAUGGGUGCUGUAUUAUAAUGUGGUUAUGGAUGGGUGUCUAACUGCAACCCUCCAUCCACUAUAACUUUAGCUCUUAUGAGUGGACAAGUAUUACAGAGGAAGAAGCUUUGUGUGGGCUGUUCCUACACAGACAUAACCUCUAUGGUCCCCACUGGCUGGGGAUGCAUAAACUGAGCAAUUAUCUGUGGAGUGGAAAGUGAUAUCAACAUGUGGAUACUUCUGGGUAUUUUUUUUUUUUUUUUUUCUGUAUCCCCUUUUUUUUUUUUUUUUUUCCCAUUUCUUUUUGUGCCUUAACUUGAAAAGGAAUCAUUUUAAGAGUUUUGUGGCACUUACUAUUUGCUCUUAGCUAACCCAUUCAUCCUCCUGACCACACACGGUGGGGGGAAUCAAAUCUGUCUACAUCUCUUACGACAAAGAUGAGUAGUUUUAAUUCUUUUUUUUUUUUAUAUAUAUAUAAUUUUUACACAUUACAUUCAAGUUGGAGCUAAAGUAGUUCAAGAGCUGAAUGAGCGGUCAGUUUUGUUUGGCCUAUUGACCAUUGCUAGUUUAUAUAAUUACUGUAUGUGUGUGUUUUUUGUUGUGUGUUUUUUUUUUUUUUUUUUUAAAUGAAAGGAAAAACUCAGAGUGGUCUGAGACCUGAAAGUUUGAGUUGUACAACUUGAUUGUGCCUCACUAUAAAUAAGAAAUCUGAAUAUAUUUGGAAAUACAUGCAUGUAUUACUUCAUAUGUACAGCGUAUCCUCACCCUUUCCAUAGAGGAGACAUAUUUUUGUAUUAGUAAAAUUUUUCUUCAUGACUGAUAUAGCUGCAAAACCUUGAUACAAACCUUGGCUUUGCCAACACAGGAUUAAUUCAUUUUCUUAGCUGCAGUAACUCAGAUGUGCUAAACCUGUAGUGCAAAGCAAGGUCCAUAGUAGGACACUGAUGGGUUUUUUGUUAUGUUUUUUUUUUUUUUUUUUUUUUUUUAAGCGGUAACUGUUAUUGUGAAAUGUUUAAAUCUCUGAAGUAAGCAGCACAUCAAUAUUAUGCCGAAAUGACAAGCUAAACCAGACGUUGAUGGUUUUAAACACCUUGUGCAGUCUUUUCUUCCACUGACCUCUGUCACACACCACCGGCUUGCUUGUCACUGUAAAUCUAGAGCAGGCUAUUAUAGGAUUAAAGGGGGGGGGUUCUCUACCUUGCAGGAAAUAUUGUUACAAUGUAUGUAAAUAAAAUAUUUUUUACAAA